AUACAUCAUAUAAGUGAUUACAGUUACAUCAAAGGACUUACAGACGUCUUUUCUAAUCAGCAUCAUCCUCUUUUCUUCUCUUUCUGGAUUAGACUUCCAUGAAAACCUCUUCCAGCCAAAACUCAUCUCUUUGGCAUCUGCAGGACAAACAUGUCAGACUCUGCAUUGUUCCAGUGCCGUCCACUGAACUUUUAUAAUGCCCUCAUUGGUGUCCUGCACAGAAAAGGGCAGUCACAGAGGCCGGUCAUGUAUGAAAAAAAGGAAACUGAAGAAGUAUCAGUUUUCACUUCCUCUCAGAUAUAUUUCCAUGCAGCUGGAUGAUACUGUGCCUAUAUCAUAGACGUCCCUCCAGCCAGAGGAGCUAGUGCGACUAGUGUGCUAAGAUGAGCAACUGGGUGGGCAAUGAAGGGCUCUCCAUCAUUGUAAUUCUGGCAUGGUUGGGAAUAAACGCUUAUCUUUUCUGGAAUUUCUACCUUGUCUAUGAUGAUGGUAUAAGAUAUGUGUACUCCCGAGAACUUUAUGGUUCUGCCCUAGCCUGGGCCAGAGCACCAGCUGCCUGCUUAAACUUUAAUUGCCUCCUUAUCCUUCUUCCAGUAUGUCGGAAUCUACUUUCAUUUCUGCGUGGAUCCAGUGCGUGUUGUGGAAGAAGUCUAAGAAGACAGCUUGACCGAAACCUUACUUUUCACAAAAUGGUUGCUUGGAUGAUUGCUUUACAUACAGCUAUUCAUACCGUAGCACAUCUGUUUAAUGUGGAAAGGCUGGUGGAUGCUCGAGUUGAGGCAGCAAAUGGUUCAAUACAAGCUGUUCUGACUGACCUUGGAGACAGAGAGAAUGAAACAUAUGUAAACUUCGUCCGUUCAAAAGUGGCGAAUCCAAUAGGGGGCAUUAACGUGGCAUUCACAUUUCUGGCUGGACUGACUGGCGUAGUGAUAACUCUUGCUUUGAUCCUUAUAAUAACUUCAUCCACGAAAACAAUUCGCAGGUCAUACUUCGAAGUUUUUUGGUACACUCAUCAUCUUUUUGUCAUCUUCUUCAUUGGCCUUGUCAUCCAUGGAGCAGGACGAAUAGUGCGAGGACAGACUUUUGACAGUUUAAUAGAGCAUAACCCAAAUACCUGUAGAGAUAAUUUUACACUUUGGGGUCCUGAGCCGUGUCCUAUUCCACAAUUUGCAGGAAAUGAACCAAUGACCUGGAAAUGGGUUGUAGCACCCAUGGCCCUAUAUGUCAUUGAAAGGCUGAUCCGAUUUUGGCGAUCCCAGCAAAAAGUUGUUAUCACGAAGGUUGUUACACAUCCUUUCAAAACAUAUGAGCUGCAAAUGAAGAUGAAAGGUUUCAAGAUGGAAGUUGGGCAAUAUAUCUUUGUCCAAUGUCCUGCGGUAUCUAACUUAGAGUGGCAUCCAUUCACCUUGACUUCUGCCCCAGAGGAAGACUUCUUCAGUAUUCAUAUUCGUAUAGUUGGGGAUUGGACCGAGGGCCUGUUCAAAGCUUGUGGUUGUGACAAAACUGAAUUUCAAGAUGCAUGGAAAUUACCUAAAAUUUCAGUAGAUGGUCCCUUUGGAACAGCGAGUGAGGAUGUUUUUAGCUAUGAAGUGGCUGUUCUGGUGGGAGCUGGCAUUGGAGUCACUCCAUUUGCUUCCAUUUUGAAAUCUGUCUGGUACAAGUAUUGCAAUAAUGCAUCAACCUUAAGGCUUAAAAAGAUCUAUUUCUACUGGCUGUGCCGUGAGACACAAGCAUUUGAAUGGUUUGCGGAUUUGUUACAAUCAUUGGAGAAUCAAAUGCAAGAACGGAAUAAUGCAGAUUUUCUCAGCUACAAUAUCUAUCUAACUGGUUGGGAUGAAACCCAGGCCACAGCUUUCUCUUUACACCAUGACCAAGAGAAGGAUGUGAUCACUGGCCUUAAACAGAAGACCUUGUAUGGAAGACCAAACUGGGAAAAUGAAUUUAAAACUAUCGGAAGUGCACAUCCAAGCUCAAGAAUUGGUGUUUUCCUCUGUGGACCAGAAAGCCUUGCAGAGACCCUGAGCAAACUGUCCAUCGCCAACUCCUCUGUGGAUCCUAGAGGGGUGCACUUUAUUUUCAACAAAGAAAACUUCUAGCUCAGCAAAGUGUUCCAUUGUAUACAUUGAACAAAUAUUUGGAUUGAAAGGUGAAUUCAUACAAAAAUAAAAAAUAAAAUUAUUUCACAGCCCUAAAAUUGUAAAUAGCUGUUCUCUUCUGCUGCUUAGCGGUUGUCUGUCUCAAGACCUGUUAGCCAGCCUCCCCUUCCCCUGCAGCCAUGUGUGACUAAAGAAUUACUGGUCCAAAGAACACUGUGUAGUGUUUUUUCACUAAAUCCAGAUCUGAAGGAAACCUUUACAUUGAAUAUCUUCACUGCACUUAUUCUGAAGUACUUUGAAGCACAUGCCUGUACAACAGUAUACAUUUAGAAUAGGUAACGUUACUACUGAUACUGUAUCUACUUGGUAGCCAAGAUUAUUCCCUGUACCAGCGUUUUGAAAACGUGAAUUGACGUCAAUAAAAUGAAAUGUAUUUUUCUGCAAUAAAUGCUUUCACAGCUAAAGAUAUAUAGCUUUAUAAUACACUGCUCAAAAAUAUUAAGGGAACACUUAAACAACACAAUGUAACUCCAAGUCAAUGACACUUCUGUGAAAUCACACUGUCCACUCAGGAAGCAACACUGAUUGACAAUCAAUGUCACAUGCUGUUGUGCAAAUGAAACAGACAACAGGUGGACAUUAUAGGCAAUUAGCAAGACAAAGGAGUGGUUCUGCAGGUGGUGAACACAGACCACUUCUCAGUUCAUAUGUUUUCUGGCUGAUGUUUUGGUCACUUUGGAAUGCUGGCGGUGCUUUCACUCUAGUGGUAGCAUGAGACGGAGUCCACAACCCACACAAGUGGCUCAGAUAGUGCAGCUGAUCCAGGAUGGCACAUCAAUGCGAGCUGUGGCAAGAAGGUUUGCUGUGUCUGUCAGCAUAGUGUCCAGAGCAUGGAGGUACUACCAGGAGACAAGCCAGUACAUCAGGAAAUAUGGAGGAGGCCAACAACCCAGCAGCAGGACUGCUACCUCCGCCUUUGUGCAAGGAAGAGCAGGAGGAGCACCGCCAGAGCCCUGUAAAAUGACCUCCAGCAGGCCACAAAUGUGCAUGUAUCCACUCAAACAGGCAGAAACAGACUUCAUGAGGGUGGUAUGAGGGCCCGACGUCCACAGGUGGGGUUGUGCUUAUAGCCCAACACUGUGCAGGACGUUUGGCAUUUGCCAGAGAACUCCAAGAUUGGCAAAUUCACCACUGGUGCCCUGUGCUCUUCACAGAUGAAAGCAGGUUCACACUGAGCACAUGUAACAGACGUGACAGAGUCUGGAGAUGCUGCGGAGAACGUUCUGCUGCCUGCAACAUCCUCCAGCAUGACUGGUUUGGGGGGCCACACAGCCCUCCAUGUGCAUGCCAGAAGUAGCCUGGCUGCCAUUAGGUACCGAGAUGAGAUCCUCAGACCCCUUGUGAGACCGUAUGCGUGUGCAGUUGGCCCCUCAUGUGGCUGGAGUGUGUCAGCAGUUCCUGCAAGAGGAAGGCAUUGAUGCUAUGGACUGGCCAGCCCGUUCCAUUCUUCAGGCAGAAAUUUCCAAGAGGAUUUUCCGUUCACAAAUUCCGCUUCACAAAUUCCGAAGUGUUAAUUUGUGAACGGAAACCCAUUCACUAUACAGUACAUUUUAGCAAUUUUUUGCAGGCGGAAAUUCCGUAGUCUGAACCUAGCCUAAAAGCUGAACAGAGCUUCACUGAAAGAUACACAGACUGAAAGCUGCUGCACAGAGCUUGAGGUCUCAGAAUUACUAGCUAGUGUUUACACAAGGUUUCUUGCAGCUAUAUGGAGAAUGAUAAUAUAAUUUAUGUCAGGGUAGGUGUAUUUCAUUGUUUUCCUUGUCCCACAAUUGUUCUGCUAAAUCUUAUAUAGUAACAGUUAAACUAAAUAGCAUAUUAUGGGAAUAAUGGUAACUGAGGCUAUGUCCACCCAGUGUAUUUUAAUGUGUAUUUCAUUUAUGUUUCCAUAAAUUGCAUACAGUAUAUAAAAAUGGUCGUAUUUUUUCCAUCCGUUUAUAUAAGAAUAUGUCACUAUUUUUACUAAAUCAAAAACUUUCUGUCAAUUUCUUUCUUUCUUUUUUUUUUAAUAAAUACCUA
This is a messenger RNA of Hyla sarda, 4172 nucleotides long. It is a transcript of the gene CYBB, whose product is annotated as cytochrome b-245 heavy chain. Gene Ontology annotation, molecular function: superoxide-generating NAD(P)H oxidase activity. Gene Ontology annotation, cellular component: plasma membrane; NADPH oxidase complex. NCBI's taxonomy places the organism in Eukaryota, Metazoa, Chordata, Amphibia, Anura, Hylidae. The coding region runs from base 384 to 2096 and encodes 570 amino acids. Gene Ontology annotation, biological process: defense response; superoxide anion generation. The record is from RefSeq and is a predicted model, not a curated record. The transcript is spliced from 14 exons.